This is a messenger RNA of Talaromyces atroroseus, 174 nucleotides long. Its product is annotated as Plasma membrane proteolipid 3. Lineage: Eukaryota; Fungi; Ascomycota; Eurotiomycetes; Eurotiales; Trichocomaceae. The coding region runs from base 1 to 174 and encodes 57 amino acids. The transcript has 3 exons. The record is from RefSeq and is a predicted model, not a curated record. Gene Ontology annotation, cellular component: membrane.
AUGCCUUUCACUGCAUCUGAUAUCUGCAAGAUCAUCCUUGCCAUCAUCCUACCGCCUCUGGGUGUCUUCCUCGAGCGCGGAUGCGGUGCUGACCUGCUCAUCAACAUCUGCUUGACAAUCCUGGGUUACAUUCCUGGUAUCAUCCACGCUCUGUAUAUCAUCUUCAAGUAUUAA